Messenger RNA from Strongylocentrotus purpuratus (purple sea urchin), 3107 nucleotides. Its product is annotated as sodium-dependent glucose transporter 1-like. Bases 379 to 2601 code for a protein of 740 amino acids. Gene Ontology annotation, biological process: transmembrane transport. The record is from RefSeq and is a predicted model, not a curated record. Lineage: Eukaryota; Metazoa; Echinodermata; Echinoidea; Camarodonta; Strongylocentrotidae. The transcript is spliced from 5 exons.
GUCCUCUACCAUUCUUGACAACAACAGUUGUCCUUGAUCUUGGCAAAGAGGGCUUCGUGAAACACGUAGCUAGCAUGCAGCACUGACCUGUACCUGAGGUCAGUGGCUAGCUUCCCAACGCUGAUUCAGAAUUAGUCAAGAAGUUAGUUUGCGACGAUUUUUAGAGACACUACCACUACACCAGGCACCACCAUAAUAACAGAAGUUGAGGAAAAGGGAUAUCUAGAAGAGACAAUUAGAUUUGCAGCGUAUUCAGAGCGUUCCUGAAGUCCUACAUACAUGUACAUGUAUUUUGGAGUUGUCUGAAAUAACUUGCAUUGUGCCCCAAAAGCGAGCCAAGACCACCUCAUCCCCAGAUUUUCAACAGGCAAAGACAAAAUGGCUGACUCUGAUGACGAGGAAAUCUUGUACGACAAUGACCUGGGUCGUAACCUGAUUGGGGGCAAGCGGGUGAAGAACGUGGAUGACGUCUUGAACGGAGGGAAGAAGGACAAGAGGAAACUGAGGAAAACCCUUGCUCUGUGCUUGGCGUUCUUAUGCUUGGGUCUAUGCCUGGCCAUUCUAGGCCCAACGCUGCUGAGCCUACAGAAGCACCUAGAUACCACGCUUCCCAAGAUCUCCUGGGUGUUCGCGGGGCGGAGCGUUGGGUACCUCUUUGGUGCAAUCCUCGGUGGGAUGCUCUUCCAAUCCUUCAACCCUCUCUUCCUCCUAUCCGUUGUCCUGUUCCUGUGCGGUAUAGGGGUCUUGGCUGUCCCGUUCGUGACAUCGGUCCUGGUCCUGGCAGUAAGCAUCAGUAGUGUUGGUAUCAGUAUGGGUGUCCUAGACACAGGUGCAAAUCUUCUCUGCCUUCGCAUGUGGGGGAAGAAACGUUCCGGCACCAUGCUUCAGGCACUACAUUUCAGCUUCGCCCUUGGUGCCUUUAUCUCGCCUCUUGUUGCAGCUCCUUUUUUGGCGGAAACCACUGCCGCCAACAGCACCAUGUUGGUAUUGCCUUCCCCUAUGAUCAAUGUAACAUUGGCAUCGCCUGUUAUAAGUCCUGUUCCAGGAGCACCCAGUGAGAACGGUACUCUGAACACCGGAGGAGCAGCUAAACCUAUUACCACUGAAGGAGUAGAUAAAUCUAAUGGCACUGAACUUACUGAUCAAAGAGAGAAACGUGACGCCGUCAACGAAGGAACAGUUAAACCUUCUACCACUAAAGGAACAGUUAAACCUUCUACCACUAAAGGAACAGUUAAACCUUCUACCACUAAAGGAACAGUUAAACCUUCUACCACUAAAGGAACAGUUAAGCCUUCUACCACUAAAGGAACAGUUAAGCCUUCUACCACUAAAGGAACAGUUAAACCUUCUACCACUAAAGGAACAGUUAAACCUUCUACCACUAAAGGAACAGUUAAACCUUCUACCACUAAAGGAACAGUUAAACCUUCUACCACUAAAGGAACAGUUAAACCUUCUACCACUAAAGGAACAGUUAAACCUUCUACCACUAAAGGAACAGUUAAACCUUCUACCACUAAAGGAACAGUUAAACCUUCUACCACUAAAGGAACAGUUAAACCUUCUACCACUAAAGGAACAGUUAAGCCUUCUACCACUAAAGGAACAGUUAAACCUUCUACCACUAAAGGAACAGUUCAACCUAUUACCAUUGCAGGAAAAGACACUCCUUCAAAAUCAGAGCAGCCUGCACCCCAGCGUGAGGUUGAAAGGUUUGCGAUGCCCUUCAUCAUCAUAGGGAUCUUGGUUCUUUUAACCUGUGGGUUAUUUUUCUACUUGCUUUGCACCAAGCCCAAAGAGGAACCUGGAUACAUCGGUUCAGAGCACUCUGACGGGACUUCAGCUAAGGACAACAGCCCGUUCAGAACAAGGAUCCUGAUCCUUCUGUUCUUCUUCUACUUCCUAUACGUUGGCGGAGAAGUCGCUUACGGAAGCUUUGUCCCCAUGUUUGCGAGUAAGAGUCAACACCACUUUGAGCAGGACCGUGCGAGCCACGUGGCAGCCCUGUUCUGGGGCGCCUUUUGCCUUGGACGGGGUCUAGCUAUCUGUCUUGCAAGUGUCAUCUCGCCACUGAAGAUGGUGAUUGCCGACAUGGUGGGAUGCGUUACUGCGUCCCUUGCCCUGACGCUCUUUGCAGACAGCAACGAGAACAUCCUAUGGAUCUGCAGUGCUCUCUUGGGUCUGUCCAUGGCCUCGCUCUUCCCAACUGGUAUCGUUUGGCUGGAGACGUACACCCCUGUCACCGGCAACACCGCAUCCUUCCUUAUUGUCGGUAGCGCCCUCGGAGAAAUGUGCGUACCCGUCUUAAUUGGUUAUCUCUUUGAAGAUCGCAUAGGCCCCAUGGUUCUAAUGUACUGGAUGUUGGCAACGUCCGCGUUGUCAGCUCUCAUCUUCGUCUAUGUGUUCUGGUUGAUGGCGGAGAGCGGGCGGGAGAAGAAGUCGCUACCGGCCGAAAAGAGCCCCGCCCUGGAGCUGUUCCAGAGCGUUGAGGAAGCCCUGCCCAUGGAGGAACUCUUCAAGAAUGGAGGAUCAAAUAACAAGCAGAUGAGCAAACCACGUGUCCCUCCGAUCCUAAAAAGGAAGAACCACAAAGAGUGAACUGUUCAAUCCAAAACAAUGUUAGUACUGCAGCUGCAAAUGAACAAUCAACGAAUGUCUAUCCAUUUUUAUGCUGUGGAUAAUAUCUUCUGGAUUUUAUCAGUCAAAGUUCUUACGUGUUCAAUCAGGCCGAGUAUAAAAGGCAUCUGCAAGUAUCUUCAGUAUUGAAGAGGCAGAUUAUCUUGAAGAAGAAGUAGAAGAAAAGUGAUGUAGUGAUCUCAUAUUUAAAAAAUUCCCUAACUUUUUCAUUAUACAUCUCAUUUAUUUCAAACUUCUGCCAUUCUGUUGCUGUUAUUUUUCUAAAUUCAAAUCAAUGACCUUAUUUGAUACAAAGGUUGGAAUGCCCUUUAAACCGUAAGAAAUGAUAUCAACUACGAAACUGUAAUCAUAAGAAUAUAAUGGUAGGGCAUGUUCAUCAUCCAUGCUCGCAUACGCUCUAGAUUGAAAUUUCAUGAAAAUGUAUAUACGCAAACGAAGAAUGCAAUUGAAAUAUAAUGCUAGUUUUC